AUGGAUCAUGAUAAUAGCCGCCCACAACAUAAAAGCGUUCAAACUCAACUUUCUUUCUUAUUUUCUGGAUUAUUACGACCUGCCCUCGGCAGUGUUCUUAGCGGAGUCCCUCGAAGAACUACACAUGCGCAAUUGCAGGCUGAGCCCGGUCGAGAGCUUACGAUUUGUGCCCCUAACAUUGUCAGAUUUAGUUUAACUGCCCCUAUUCCCCAGGCACUGGACGCAUUCUCUCUUGCGACUACUUCCAAGAAGUGGUACUCACGUGUAAGGCUCUCUUCUGGUGAGGUUGAUCCCGAUUUCAAUGUCAAUUCGUGGUUCCUUAAGCUGAGACGUUUACUCAAGGCACUAAGUGGGUCUCAAAUUUCUCUGAUUCUGAACAUGGACGGCGACCCUCAGGGCGUGCCAUGUAGUGCUUUUCUAGGUGACGAGCCGCCUGUGGUGGUGCGGAGCUUGAAUUUUUCUACUCGUAAAUGUCGCACGGCGUCUUGGUAUAUGGGGUUUACGAAUGGCUUGUUUCGUGUUUGUCGACCGAGUCACGUAUGGGGUGACAGCCUCAUGAGCGGAUCGGACAUCAACUACAGGCUCUCGGAGUUUCAGUUAAACAUCUUGCUUGCUAACAAGAGCCUCAGGACCGAGCCCUACUUUUGGCAGCACGAUUUGGAGCAAGUGCACGUCGAUGGGCAGUUUGUGCAGUACACAAACUUGUCGCAAUUGCGAAACAGGACAUAUGAUGGGAUAGUGUGCCUUGAGUUGAAAUGGAGAGGUCAGACUUCUCGGAAUUGCGAGACAGGACAUAUGACGGGACAUAGUACUGCGCUCGCUUGCUUUUCUGUUUACUCUAUAGUCUAUAUGCCUCCUGCUUUUAAUCGUGUUAGUUAUCAGGAGCUGGUCACGACUCGCUGCCCGUUGUCGGACGGCGUGGUUGCCAUGAAAUUGGAGCUUCGGUCGUUGAUGGCCCGGGUUUGCCUGGCUGUGACUAAGGGCAGCACUCAAUCGUCGGCAACUGGUGGCUCGCCGCCGGAUGCUCGGGGCUGA
Molecule: messenger RNA, 1035 nt
Organism: Striga hermonthica
Lineage: Eukaryota; Viridiplantae; Streptophyta; Magnoliopsida; Lamiales; Orobanchaceae
Source: the annotation of a GenBank genome assembly